Rosa chinensis is the source of this 1992-nucleotide messenger RNA. Its product is annotated as G8 domain-containing protein DDB_G0286311. The coding region runs from base 443 to 1327 and encodes 294 amino acids. Gene Ontology annotation, molecular function: zinc ion binding; nucleic acid binding. The transcript is spliced from 2 exons. The record is from RefSeq and is a predicted model, not a curated record. Lineage: Eukaryota; Viridiplantae; Streptophyta; Magnoliopsida; Rosales; Rosaceae.
GUUAUUGUUGCGUGUUCAAAGUUGAAACCCUAGAUUUUACUAUUUCGAGGUUGUUCUUCUUAAUCGAAGCUGAGAUUCUAGUUCUUCUUUCAGUUUAUAUCAUCAAUAUUGUUCAGAUCUGGUUAAUUAUUACUUUCUUGAGCUUGGAACCCUAGUUUUUGGGAAUUUUGUCUACUCUCUGUGAUUUGCUGGCUGAUAUAUCGCAUCAUUUCUCGAUGGCUAUUACUCAAACCACUGUGUACCUUCCUAACAUUCUGUUAGAUGACUCGAAUUAUCCUACAUGGCUUUUUCGCCUUGAGUCUUCUUGAAAGGUCAGAACCUUUUUGGUUUCGUUGAUGGAUCCACACCUUGUCCACCUCAGUAUAUCACUGCCUCUGAUGGUACAAAGACUGUGUCUAGUGAGUAUGUUGCUUGGAAAACACAAGAUCAGAGCAUAGUUAAUAUGCUAGGCCAAACUUUGAGUCCCGUUGCUAUGUCUUGUGCUGUGGGAAGUAGGUCGGCUCAUGAGAUGUGGUCCAAUCUUCGUCUCAAGUUUGCUGCUUCAAAUAGGCAGAACAUUUUGCAGCUUAAGUCUACUCUUCAAGGCCUCAAGAAAGGGUCUGACAAUAUUGAGACUUACCUGGACAAGAUCAAGGCUGCUAGAGAUGCCUUUGAAACAGUUGGUGUUUUUCUUGAUGAUGAAGACAUUGUGGUUACUGUAUUGAGGGGCUUACCAUCUGAAUUUGUUGCCAUUAAGACAGUCAUCCGGGCUCAAUUUGUUAGUUGCUCUAUGGGGGAGCUCAAAACUUUGCUCAAAGCUGCUGAAGUGGACAUUGAGAAUGAGUCUCAACCUGUCACUCUUACUGCUAUGGUUGCACAAUCUUCCACCACUCCCACCACUCCUUCAACACCAACCACUCCCAUUUCCACACCAUCUGUUUCUCCUACAGUACCUACUAUACCUCCUGGCUUCAAUCCUCUUACUUCACCUACUACCAGCACUAUUCCAUCCCCCAUUUCACAGCCCACUUAUGUUCCCAUCCCUGCUGUCCCCUACGGGUUUUCUCCAUUCAAUGCUUUCCCCAUGCAUGAAUCUACACUUGGGAUGACCGGAUUCUAUGCUGGUAGAGGGAGGGGGAGACUUGGUGGACCUGGUCGAGGCCCUCACACUACUGGUAGAGGCUUUACAGGUGGAAUCUACAAUGGAAACUACAAUGCUGGUGAUUUUGCAGACACCUCCAACAAUGCUUCACAAUCUGGCUACACCUUUUCUUGUCAAUUGUGUGGCAAACCUGGUCAUGGAGCUCGGACCUGCAAGACAUUGUCUCAAUACCAGCCCUUUGUGUAGCCCCACCUUGGUGUCAACUCUGUUGCAGGUGUGGAAUGUCAAUACUGCAAGAGAAAGAACCAUACUGCCGAUAGGUGCUAUCACAUUAUUGGUUUCCCAAAUCAACAGCAACCUCAACCUCCACUUCAUCCAUCUGCCAUGUUUGCAUCUUCUUCAACACCUCAGUUCUGGCUUGCUGAUUCUGGGGCCACAAACCACAUGACUAGUGAGGUCCAAUUGCUUAAUAAUGUUGCUCCAUACACAGCUUCUGAUACAGUUCAAGUUGGUAAUGGUAAACAACUCAAUAUCACUCAUCUUGGACAAGGUGCUGGGAAGAAUCCUAUAUUAGGGACUGAGUAAACAAGGGCUGUACCCCAUACCAUUUGAUCUGCCACUCAAGUUUGGUUCUCCAUCAACUACUACUGUUCCUAGUUCUUUUUCCAAGACUGCAUAUGUUGGGAAAACUAUAAGAAAUUUACUUUGGCAUCAAAGACUUGGUCACCCUACUAAUGAGGUAGUCAAAAGUAUGUUGAAUAAGUGAAAGCUUUCUGGUGACCCUACUGUUGAUUCGACACCUUGUGAAGCAUGCUUGCUUGGUAAAUUUCACAAGCUUCCUUUCCCAGUUUCUCAAACAAGAAGUGAAGUACCUUUUGAUAUAGUGCAUUCUGAUGUUUGGGGACCUGCUC